Harmonia axyridis is the source of this 4262-nucleotide messenger RNA. RefSeq lists its product as uncharacterized. The transcript has 7 exons. Lineage: Eukaryota; Metazoa; Arthropoda; Insecta; Coleoptera; Coccinellidae. Bases 538 to 3663 code for a protein of 1041 amino acids. Gene Ontology annotation, molecular function: heme binding; oxidoreductase activity, acting on paired donors, with incorporation or reduction of molecular oxygen; monooxygenase activity. The record is from RefSeq and is a predicted model, not a curated record.
UAUCCUCUGAUGUAUGAACAUCCUGUUGGUGCAGAACCAGGUAAAGAAUCUGCACAGUAUAGAUAGUUCAGAAUACGUUUACCGGCUCAAAAUUGGAGAAUUACAGACAUUGUGACGAAAUGGUAGGUUCGGAGAACGAGAGCCGAAAUGUUACAAUUGAAAUACUUCAAUAUUCUCAUGAGAAAAUAUGAAAUUAUAGUCCUCCAACAAUGUUGCAUGAUUGGUAUAUGUGCAGAAAGCGAUUGAGUCAUAACAAAUACCGAUAAAAAAACGUUUAUUAUUGAAAUUAAUAUACCCAAAUUGUCAAAUCAACGUUCAACAAUGUUGAUAUACCUUUAGACAUACAAUUAGUUACUAGUUGUUUUGAUAAUUUCAUAUAAUUUUUUUAAUAGAGCUCCUUUGAAAUUUUACAUCAGUCAUAAAAUGAAUUGCGAUAAUUUUUCAUCUUAACAGUUUUUUAAAAUAUUCAACUGGAUAGUUUGAGAUGAACUUAGCUUAAGAGAUCUUGUUAUUUGAAUCUGUAAAGAUUAUUCAAAAAUGGCGCUGUCACUUAUCAUCGUUGAGAUAUUGGUGGCUCUGUUAGUUGUAUCUGCUGCAAUGGUUUUCGCACUCUACAAAUACAAUUUCACCUACUGGAGGCGAAAGAAGGUUCUACAUAUUCCUCACCCAACGAUACCAUUCGGAAAUAUUAACGACUUAGUUAAUCAGUCUGAAUCCCUUGCAGAGUUAGUAAUCAACACUUACAAUUUCAUAAAAUCCCAUAAUGCAAAACACGGCGGCCUUUACUUCUUUGGUAAACCAAUAUGGAUGCCUGUUGAUUUGGAUCUACUGAACCACGUAAUGAUCAAGGACUUCACCCAUUUCGUCAACCAUGGCUUCUACGUGAAUGCAGAACAUGAUCCCUUAUCAGCACACCUUUUCUCGCUGGAAGAUGACAACUGGCGAAGAAUGAGAGCAGCGUUGACCCACACAUUCACUUCAGGAAAGAUAAAAAUGAUGUUUCCGAUCAUGAUUCAAAACGCGCAGAAUUUGGAAAAGAUAAUAAAGAAAGCUGAAGCUGCUGGAGAAGCUGUAAACGUCAAAGACUACAUCUCUAGGUUUACCAUCGACGUCAUAACGUCCACAGCUUUCGGUUUGGAAAUAAACUCCAUAGAAAACCCCGAUGCUGAUUUCAGAAAAGCAGGAAAUAGGUUUUUUGUAGAUAGUGGCUAUGAAGCCUUCAGAAACCUACUAUCCUUCAUCAUACCCAGAAAAUUUUUGGACGCUAUUAAAUUCAAGCUGAUCAAACCAGACAUAACGGAAUAUUUCGUUAAUAUAGUCAAAAAAACAAUUGAAUAUCGCGAAAAUAACAACAUUGAACGUCCAGAUUUCAUACAGCUCUUGAUACAACUGAAGAACUCUGGCAAGGUUAUGAAUACUGGCGAAGAAACUGUCAAAUCGAAAUCAGUUGCUGAUAAACAGAUGGAUAUGCACCUUUCUGUUGAAGAAAUGGCUGCUCAAAUUUUCGUUUUCUUCUUGGCCGGUUUUGAAACGUCGGCAACUACGGCAACGUUCGCGCUUUAUGAGAUAGCGCUGAAUGAGGAUAUCCAAAAUAAGCUUAGGGAGGAAAUAAGGACCGUUUUGAAGAAGCAUAAUGGAAUGACGUAUGAAGCGUUCAUGGAGAUGAAUUAUUUAGAACAAGUGAUCAAAGAAACUCUCAGGAAAUACCCACCAGUACCUCUUGCACCAAGAUUGUGUACCAAAGAUUACAAAGUGCCUGGAUGCAAUACAGUUAUCGAAAAAGAUACUUUGGUGAUGGUACCUAUCACUGGUGUUCAGCGGGAUGCUGAUAUCUAUCCAGAUCCUGAGAAAUUUGAUCCUGAACGAUUUGGAGAUGGCUGUUCCAUUCCAAGUAUGGCCUUCUUGUCGUUCGGGGAAGGUCCAAGACUUUGCAUAGGAAAACGAUUCGGCACACUUCAGACCAAAGUGGCAUUAGCAACCGUCUUGAAGAAUUAUCAAGUGACAAUGAACAGAGAAAAAACUGAAGUACCACUCCAGUUUGCUCCGAAAUCUUUGAUAACGACACCCAAAGGUGAUGUAUGGUUGAAUGUGAAACGAAUUCAACUUGAUCUUUCCAUGGAUAAUUCUUUCAGUCCAAUUCAACACGCAAUAGUUCCAGUUGUAAUCUGUAUAUUGAUAUCCAUAUUAAUUUUUUUCAAAUGGAGUUUCUGCUACUGGAGUAGACAGGGCAUACCAUGUGUGCCAAACCCUAUUAUACCUUUCGGAAACCUGAUAACUGUGGUCCAACAAAAAGAAACGUUAUUCGAAUUGACCAAAAAGAUCUACUUAGAUGCGAAAAAAAUUAAAUUGAAACAUUUAGGAAUGUACAUUUUUGCAAAACCAAUUUGGAUUCCUGUGGAUAGCGAGUUGAUCCGAAACGUUUUGAUCAAGGAUUCCUCCCAUUUUAUGAAUCAUGGAAUGUAUAUUAACGAGAGAGAUGAUCCAUUGACAGGAAAUAUUUUCUUAUUGGAAGAUGAAAAAUGGAAGCAUACAAGAGCGGUAACAACCAAACUGUUCUCGCCAGCUAAGAUGAAAACAAUAUUAGAAUUCAUGUUGAAGAGUGUUCAAGAUAUCGAGGAAGUUCUGAACAAGGCAGUCGAAGAAAACAAGUCUAUUGAUAUGAAGGAUUACGCUCAGAGAUUCUUUAUGGACAUAACAGCAGCCUAUGCUUUCGGCUUACAAAUCAAUACUUUCAAGGACCCUGAUUGUGAAUUUAGAAAGUUUGGGAAGAAAGCGAUAGAACUAGAUACAUACACAUCCGUUAAAUUCUUAUUGUCACUGGUUGUGCCUAGGAAAUGGCUUAGGGCUGUUAGAUUUACACUGAAUCAAGCAGACAUCAGCGAGUUCUUCCUAAAUCAAGUAGCCGAAACAAUCAACUAUAGAUCUAAGCACAACAUAGAAGGAGAUGAUUUUCUUCAAUUUUACAUGGAUUUAACAGAUAAAGGAAAGCAAGAGAUUUGUGAAAAUGGUCAGAUGAACUUCAAAUUAUCCCUCAAUGAGGUUGCUGCAAGUGUAUUCACAAUAUUCGCGGCUGGAUUCGAAAGUUCAUCUUCAACUACAAAUUAUGCUUUGUUAGAGCUGGCAUUGAACCAGGACAUACAAGAAAAGGCCAGGAAUGAAGUGAAGGAAGUUAUGAAACAAAAUAAUGAAACGCUAAGUUUCAAAGCGAUUUCAGAGAUGCAGUAUUUGGAGCAAGUUAUAAAAGAAACCCUGCGGAAAUAUCCACCAGGGGCGACUCUUCCACGCAUCUGCACAAAAGAUUACCAGAUUCCUGGUACUGAACAAGUAAUUAAGAAAGAUACAUUUGUCUUUGUUCCGGUUCUGGGUGUACAUUACGACCCUGAGCUUUAUCCUAAUCCAGACAAGUUCGACCCUGAUAGAUUCAGCCCAAAAAAUAAGCAUUUGCUACCUAAUGGCUUGUUCCUAUCUUUCGGUGAAGGAGCAAGAAUGUGCCUGGGAAUGAGAGUUGGAAUCACUCAAGUGAAAGUAAUUUUAUCCACAAUUCUCAAAAGUCACAGAGUGACAUUCGACAGGCAAAAAACUCCAUACCCUUUGCAAUAUUCAAGGAAAUCUAUGAUAGCAACACCACAAGGAAAUAUUUGGUUUCAUAUUGAAAAAGCUUGAUGGCAAAUAAUAAUGUACUAAUUUACUUAAUAUCCUCUUGUGUAACACUACGGUUCUUUGUGGUAGGUACUAAAACGGUAUAGGUACCUGAUAUAGAGGUUCUGGAAGAAAUUAUAUUCGAAAAUGUUCCGAAAAAAUAUAAUCAAAUAAUAAAUUUGGUAAGAAUUAGCAAAAGACAAAUAUUUCUUUCAAAUUAUUGGUUAUGAUUGUAUUUAUAAACUUAUAAACACUUUAUUGAUAAUGGUAUUCGAUAUAGAAUUUGAUUUAUUUGGAAAUUAAAAAAGUAACCCCUUAUUCUCUCCAGCUUUGAAUCACCGAAAAGCUAUAACAAAUGUGAAGUGCAGUGAAAACUUUUCUUAGGAGAGAAAAAGAAGAAGAGAAGUGCCACACCCAUUAGUAGAUUAUUUUAAGGUUAUGUGUACCUUCAAAAUAUUGAACUACAUACGUGCUGCCACGCCAGUGGCUGGGGAUAUUCUACGUCCCACGUGUCGGUAGCUUAUAAGGGUGCAUAUUCUUCAACAGAAAUAUCAUAACCAGUGGCGGGUUUAUUAAUACACAACUUUCUGAGUACGUUAGCUUCAGUGAUAACAUCGUAAAAG